UGAGAUGCGACAUCUUUGUAUUUUGUUAUCUUUGGCUUUUUUUGGAUUGCCAUAACGGAUUUCUAUUUUACCAUAGAAGAUAGAACUGCGCAGAACCGUUAGAAGGAGAAAAGACAAAGAUAGGUUUUGUAAAAGCCCAAUGUGUUCUCAAUACUUUUGGAGAGUGAAAAAUACAGAUACAAGGGUGCAGCAUCCAUAUCUGAAGGAAUUUUUCUCUAAUCUCCGAUCUCUUCAAUUUUGAUAAAAACGUAGGAUUUCAUUGCUUGUAAAAUAAAUUGGAUGGGUGUAUUGUCUUGUGCGAUAAAGAUUGAUUAAAUUUCAUUAAAAAAUAAUAUAUAUUUAAACAAAUUAAUUUUUAGUCAUUUAUAUUUAAGUAACGAGUUUGAAUAAGUUGAAUAAGAUUUAUAGUUUCGAUGUAUGAAAUGCUAAAUCCUGUGGAUACGGAGUAUAGAGAUAAAUUUUUAUUAAGUGAAAAAUUACAUUCAAAAAUAUAAACAAGGUCAUAGAUUAUUUUUCAAAGGAGUGGUCAGGUGCUUAAAAAAACCCGCGUCACAAAUGAACAUUUUACAUCGUUCGUAACCAACACUGAUAGUUAAUGCUACAGUAGUGAUGAAGACUUUUAAUCAGCUACAAUUAUAAUACGUAUUUCAUAAUAAAUGCAAUAAAUUCAUAAAUAAAACUUAUAUCAAACAAAUCAUAUUGAAGCCACUAACCAGUAUUAGAUUAAAAACGAAAAAAACAAUAUACUAAUGACGACAAAUGAAAUAAAUCCUCCGUCCAAAAGGGGAAAAAAUUCAACUGGUAACAUGGCGCAUUCAUUAAGCACACUGUCAGGAGUUGAUGGUAUAACAUCAACUCCUAGACAUAAUGCUGGAAAAAAAUUGGCAGUUCGGGUUCAAAUGCUGGAUGGCUCAAUAACAAUGUUUCAAGUACAGGCAAAAGCUGUAGGAAAGGUUCUCUUUGAACAAGUGUGCCGUCAGCUAAAUCUUCUUGAGGCUGACUAUUUCGGCUUGGAGUAUCAAGAAAACACCACUCGUACUAAAUAUUGGUUGGAUCUUCUAAAACCACUUAAUCGACAAGUAGGACUAUCGUUAAUUGAACCAUUGCUUCGGUUUUGUAUUAAAUUCUAUACACCUGAUCCAUCUCAGCUUGAAGAAGAGUACACGAGGUAUCUUUUUUGUCUUCAAAUAAAGCGCGACUUAGCAACGGGCAGUUUACAAUGCAAUGAUAAUACUGCAGCCUUACUUGCAAGCUAUAUUGUUCAAGCAUCAUGCGGUGAUUUCGUACCGGAAGAUUACCCAGAUCACACUUAUUUAUCAUCGCAUCAGUUUGUACCCCAUCAAGAUACACUGAUGCAAAGAAAAAUUAUGGAAAAUCACAAAAAGCACACUGGGCAAUCACCAGCCGAGGCCGAUAUGAAUUUGCUAGAAACGGCAAGACGAUGUGAACUAUAUGGUAUGAAGAUGCACUCAGCAAAAGACGUUGAGGGUGUCCCCUUAAAUUUGUCAGUUGCUCAUAUGGGUGUUGCGGUAUUUCAAGGAAUCACAAGGAUCAAUGUAUUUUCUUGGGCAAAAAUAAGAAAAAUAUCGUUUAAACGGAAGCGUUUUCUUAUAAAAUUACAUCCCGAAGGAUAUGGUUAUUAUAAGGACACUGUUGAAUUCUUCUUUGAUGGUAGAAACGAGUGUAAAAACUUCUGGAAAAAGUGUGUCGAAAAUCAUGGAUUUUUUCGUUGUGUUUCGGUAAAAAAUUUACCUAGACGAAAAACUAGAGUUCUAUCAAGAGGAAGUUCAUUUCGAUACAGUGGAAAAACCCAAAAACAGAUUAUUGAAUUCGUCAGGGAAAAUUACGUUAAACGACAAAAUUUUCAAAGGUCUCAGUCAUUCCGUCAAGGACCACUGAACGCUAGUAGUCGAAGUCAAUCGCAUUCCUAUGUGAAUUCCAGCAUUUCAGCCAAUCCCCUUCUCCCAAUUGAUACUGCGGAUUGGGACAGUCGCUAUCCUUGCAACACUUCGACGACGCAUUUUUCGACGAGGAAAUCAACGGAUACCUGGGGUCACCAGAGAGACAUUCUUACAGACCCCAAGCCUUCUCAAGUAACAGCAGCCCAGGUGGAGAUUUAUCAGACGAAGAAUUAUGCGCCGGAAUCGCCAAUAUUAGAAGUGGAACACCAACACCGAUCGACCCUGGACUUGGACCAAAUGACUAUGCAAAGAUCUGCAUCCCAUCUGGGCCCACAAUCGUGGAACUCACCCAUACACAACAAAAUGACCAAUAUAAGAGACCAAGAUCAGGCUCAUGUGCUUCUCGGCAAAUACAAUUUAGGUCAGAGCCAAUCAUCCCUCUUAUUCAAGAACAACAGCCCUCAACGAGUCUCAGUGGGAUCUCAAGCUUGUGUCAAUGUACCUCUUCAGCAGCAACAAACAACCAAAACAACAAACAUCAAAGACUUCAAUCAACCAAAAAUUCAUUCGGCGGAUCUCAGCAACUCAUCGAAAGUGGAACAAUCCGAGGAGGAGGAGGAGGAGGAGGAGCAGGAAAUAAUGUUAUCGAAGAUUCAAAAGUCUUCGGAAUCGAUAACGUCUACUAUAAGUCAGGAGAAUAUUGCCCCCCUACAGCCCCAGUCACAACAUUCCACACCAAUUCAUUAUAGCAGUACGAAUUUUUUGACGUCUAAACAAAGUUCAAUUAAUAAUAAUACAUCAAUCGAAACAGAAACUGAUAAUAUAAUUUAUACAGACAUUAAUGAUAUCUAUCAUUACAAGUAUCCACAUGAAUAUACUACAAGUGCAGUCGAACAUAAAAUAUCAAAUGAAAAUAAUUUGAAUCUUAUUAACGGAUGCGAUAUAUAUGCAACAGUUAAUCGAAAAACUAAAUCUAAAUCAAAAAUAAAUCAUAUUAGUGAUGAAUUUCUUGACCAAUCUAUUAAAAAACAUGUACUAUCGAAAAGAAAUAAUUUCAAUGAAACCUUAAACCAAAACUACCUAACGAAUAAUCGGCACAUCGAUUCAAGUAGCUUUCAUAAGCAAUACACGAAUGAUUCAAAUGACAUGGUUGACUCUUCUUCCGAUUCGUGUGCUUUUAAAGAAAAUAUUAAAAUUGACGAAUAUAAAAAUGUAACCCAAUCUGAACGUUUUGUUGGUAUGAUUGAGACACAAUAUGUUUGUUGUGAAACUCUUCCAUUGCCAACAAAGUCUGAACUUUCUUGUGUGAAUUCAGUUGAUUCAUAUGACAGUCAUUACAAAGCUCAUGAAUCAUAUGAUACAUUACAAGCUAUUCAAAAUCCAAACUUUUCAAUGUAUGUGAAUGAACCUAAUGUUUCUCAAACAACUGAAGUUUUACAAUAUUCAUCGAAUAAAGUUGAUGUCGAACUUUCGAAUAUUCAUCUUUAUUCGGCUGCUCAAUUAAAAGAACAGGAAGAUGGAAAUACUGAUUAUUAUAUGGAGAAAGAAUCGUGGUUGAAAAGCAGUUCUUGUAGGGAUCUUCUUAUAGAAAGCGAAAAAUCUAAACCGGUAAUAACCUAUGUAAAAGGCUUUCUGUCUUAUAAUAGAAUAGAAUCUCCAGUUACUCGAUAUGAUGAUUCCAGUCAUUCCUUGUAUCUAAACAAAAAUCAGUCUAUUGAUAAUUAUCAAAAUUUCUCUACAAUAAUAAAUUCCAAAGUUUAUUCUUCGAGUUAUCCAGGAAGUACGCGACAUAAUUAUGUCUAUCAUAAAAAGAUGUACGCAAACGGACAGUUAAUGGAAUACUCAGGAUCACAAGAUGACAUUUCACAUGACAGCUAUGAGCUUUUGGAGAAAUAUGAUCAUGACUUCUUUGAUAAAUACGUUAGAUCCGAUGAUAAUAUUCGAUCAUGUUCUAUUGAUUCAGGCAAUUUUAUCCCAAGUGAUGAUGAGAUUGCAUCGGGGAAUCAAAAAUAUCGUUCUGCUAUGGAUGUUAAGUGUAAAUCAGCAGCUGAUAUUAUGAAUGAAAUUUGGGAUUCAGAAGAUCCAAGAUAUUUGCCACGAGAAAAGCUAAGUGUUAAGUCGGAUGGGAGUUUUUAUAAAAAGGUUAGAGAAGCUCAGGAUUCGCAAAGUUCAAGUCAAGAAAGCCGCAGUGAUAUUUAUGAAACGAAGGUUUCUCGUAGUUCAGGUUGUAGUAAGAAAUCACGUGAUAGCUUGUAUCACACCGAUAGUAAAAAAUCACGUGAAACAUCAAAAAGCAAGACAUCUGUAGUUUCAAGUGGGGCUUCUAAAGAAUCUUUGGUAGAUGAUUUUUUCGUUCGAAAUUACGAAAUGCCAAUGACAACAGGGAAAAAAGUUAAAAAAGACUCUGCAAAUAAUCAAUAUCAGCAACAUUCCAGUGUUGAAUCGAAAAGUGAUUACUAUGAUGCACCGGAAUUCUUUGAAAGUGAUACUUUCAGUAGUCGCCCAAAAGUUAAAAGUAUUGGCAGUUUAAUAACGGAUUCACAUAGUACAAACUGUGAUACAUGUUCAACUUUUCCAUUCAAUAAAAACAACAAGACGGCUAAAGUUCACUCAAUUAGUCUACAAAAUGUAGAAAUUGAAAAGAAUGCAAAAUCAUUUGGAUCCAAAUCUCCAGAUAAUCAUUAUGCCAACAAAAAUCAAGAGGAAAAGAUUAGUCAGCCAAGUAAUGAGAUCAAAUAUAUAAAAAGUCAUGACAAAGAAUGCCAAACAACAGUUGCUUUCCGUCGUAAAUCUGACAGUGAAAAUAUAUUUAGCUUUGAUCGAGAUAAGAUUGAAUCUUUAACUAGCUCUGUCAAGAAAAAUGAUAAACCUGAUAAAGAUAAAAGUAAAAAUAGUCCAGACUAUCCAUUGACUCCAGAACUUAUAUCUGAAUUUGAUAAACAGAUACAAACUCCCAAAACGAAAAAAACAACACGUAAGGAAGAACUUAUUGCAAAGACUCACUUUGAAGAAUACAAUCCAAAAGUAGUGAACAAAGCUGUUCAGUUUCCAAAUGUCUUAGUACCAUUGACAUUUAGCCAUACAACUGUAGAGCGAACUAAAAGUGAUCCAAAUUCAUUGGCAAAUCGAUCAAGUUUAUGUAAAAAUCAACGACGUCACGUACUAAUGCAUCAAAAAUCUAUUGAUUUAACUCCGGCUGACUCAAGUGAUGAAGAUUAUUUCUAUAAGCAAAUACCUAGUGCACCGCCACAGUGUAAAACCUUUGGCAACUUUGAAAUACCUAAAAGCUAUGAUAGAUCUGUAAUUUCAUUAGAUAUAACUAAAACUGGUUUUGAAACUCCAAAGAGUUUCUUUCACGAAUUUGAUUAUCGUGCUUCUAAAAAAGAAGAAAUUCCAUACUUUCUUCAUAAACGUCAUGUUAUUAAUAAUACAAUUUCUUCACCAAAUGAUAAAAAACAUCAAAAGCCUAAAAGUCCUAAAUCACCUAAAUCGCCCAAAUCUCCGAUAACUUCAAAUAACAAAAACAAACAAAGUUCUAAUGCAAUUCCAGAAAUGAGAGAAGAUUUCUUAUUCACACAAAAUGUUGAUCUUUCAAAAAUAGAUCCUGUUACAUUAGAAAUCGAGAAAUCCACUGGAAAGAAUGAACUUCUUAGCCCCAAAUGUACUAAAGCUAAACAGCAAAAAGAUAUGAAGCUAUUGGAAAAAUUAAACAAGAAAUUAAAUAAAAUCGAAAGCGAAUCUACUACGACUUCUAGAAUAGAUAGCAUUCAUAAAGAAAAACCGACUCGCACUUUGGAACAAGAACAGUGUGAUAUUAUUGCAGAUAUUAAAAAAGAAAUGAUGGCUACCGCUAAAGUUGUCAUGUCUAAGAAAAAUCUAUCAAAACCGAGAACAUCAAAUAAGAUGAAAAAAAGUAAGACACGAAUAACAUCUUUUUCAUCUGACGAUGAAAGUUUAGAUUCUGAUGAUGUUUUUGGAUCUACUGAGCCAAUUCCUUCGACUUUAGAAUUUUCACCACCACAAUCGAGGAAAGAAAUUGAACCAAUCUUGCGAAUAGAACAAAGUAAACUUAUAUCUGCAGCUUGGGGCCGAGGACAGACAAUGAGUUCUACAGAAAUCGAAGGAUCUCCACCACAAUGUCGACGUUUAGCUGAACUUGAAAGUCGCUACGAUACUCUUAGAUUUGAUUCUUCCACAUACCCUACUGCAAUAGAACUUCGUCGAAUUUCCGAACGAUCGAUUUCAAUUCCAAGCUCUGAAGAAGAAAAUUAUGUUUCAACAAAAAGUAUUUGCCAAAGUACAGGAGACUAUCAACGAAAAGAAAAUAUUCCCUUCCCUAUUCUUCUACCAGCCCUACACAAUACAGAACAAAUUUUCAAUACUAUUAAUGAUUCAAAGACAGUUGAAAUAAUUGACUAUAAGCUUAAGAAGAAAGAGUGUCCAACUCCUUCUAAGAUUGUAAAAAUAGAUCCCUUUAUCAGUGUUGAAUCAAAUGAAAAUAUUGAAAGUGUUCUUUCACAUGGUUGUCUUAAUUUAUCAGAAGGUUCUGGUCUUGCAAGCUUAGAGAAGCGAAAGACAAUUCUUGACUCUCCAUUAACGGAUCGUAGAGCAAAAAGUCUAGACAUUCCAGUUAUACCCAUGCAUAAAUUACCACCUUUGAAUGCAUUUUCUUCCAAGGAUGAUACCAUUGAAUUUGAAGAAGAAGCCGAAAUAUUAGAAGAAAAAGUACUAGAUCAUAAAGUACAUCAUAACAUCGAAGAAGAGGCGUCAGAUAGCGUUCGUUCUUGUGCAGGAUCAAUACCAUCGGCUCCGAUUUGCUAUUCUCCUUUCAAACGUGAUCUAAUGUUAAAAACUGUUAAUAUUGAUUCUGAGGAAAAGGAUCUUCUACAGCAAUUGGCAUUUAUUGAGAAAAUAGCAUUGAAAGGAGUUAAAAUCAAGGAUAGACAAAAAUCUAAAAUGGAGUUGAGGAGUGGUGAUCAUCUUGUUUUAGAUAUUCCAAAGUAUAAUUUUGAUUAUUCUCCUCUCAAUUCAUGUAACAGCUCGAGGAAAACAUCACCCGGUGUUUCUCGAACUAGCAGCUUAGAAAGUUCCGGAUUGAAAAAAUCUAAAAUGCGUUCUAAAAGCUGUGAUCCUAUGAAAUUGAAACAAAAUAUCGGAAACAUAAUCAACGCCAAGAAAGAGAAAAAAAGCGUGUCAAAAGAAAGUCUAUUCGAGGGCGAACGAAGACUUAGCAAAACAAAGAGUAAGUCACAAGAAGAAACUAAAGCUGAUAUUGCUAAACGUAAGGAAAGGCAGCAAAAACUAUAUGAAUCUGCAAUGAAGCAAACAAUAACCAUGCUUAGUCCAGUUUCUGAUAAACUUCCACCAUUUCCAACACCUGAAGAUAAAAUUUCAGUUAAGACAGAAGGUGAUAAAAUUAUCAUAGAAACUGAAUUUAAAAGUAAGGCCAAAGAUCACGUUUUGAUAGCUAAAUCACCUCGAAAGCUUGAUACUUCUCUUGUUAAAUUUAGUAGAAGUUUUGAUGAGGGUGGUUGUCAGAAAAAACUAGAAAAAGCUAAUAGAAGUUUUGAAGAUCGGAAAAAAUCAUUUGAAGAUUCUGAAAAAUCAGAUACAGCAAGCGAUGUAGGAGCGGAAUCACCUAAAGCAACCAAAGAAGUUAACUUAUCUGAAGAUAACAAAGCUUAUAACAAAGAUCUCAAACCAUCUAGUCUUGGAAAGACUAGUUCAACUGCUAAAAUGAAAAGCAUGCAUAGAAAUAAGAAUAAUGCCAAUAGAUUACUUAGCUCCGAUACCGAAACUAAAUCAGAAGAAAAACCGGAAAAAGUUCGAAGCGCAGUUGGUGACCGUAAAAUCUUUGCUAAUCAUCAUUUCUUCAAUGAAGAAAUUGACAUGCAGGCAGUUAUAUCGGAAAGAAGAUCACUUGAAAUACUUAAACGACAGUCACCUCGAUCGGAGGAUGCAGCUAGGGAUAGCGAUGGCAGUCAUAUGCCAUCAGCCGGGGAUAGUGUUGAUUCGUAUGUCUCUAUUGACGAAAGCACUUCUGAAAGUAAACCAUCAUUUACUGCCGAAGAUUUUCCACACAGAGUUCCAACUAUAGAGUGCGAAGAACCGUCAAUAGAUGAUGACGAUGAUAAUUUAAACGAAUGCCGUAAUUUAAAAGUAGCACGAUUCGGUAACAAUCAUAUUAGCUUCGACCGUAGCCGUAGUGAUGAAACUGGUUCAUGGAUGACUUUAGAAUGUGAAGAAUAUAUUGGAUCUGAUACAUCAGAAAAUGAACCUCGAACUUUUGAACCCGAUAGAGAUGCUUUUGUUAAACAAAGUUCAUUCGACGAUACUGGGGAUUUGAAUGCUAUGGCAUCAAAAUCUGCUGAACAAAAUAUUCAAAAAGGAUUUCCAAUCGGUAAUCCAUUAUUGAAAAAAUCUUUAACCAAAACAGUUGAAAAACAAAAAGAAGGAUCUGAACCAGAAGAAAAACAGAAAGGCAAUUUUUCACAGAGUGAUAAAUCAAAGAGUUCAGAUUCGUGGACGAGUGGAGAAGGAGUAGCAAUUAGUCCAAAACUAGGAACUGAGCAAUAUGAAUUGAGUCUAUCAUUCAGUGGAAAAGAAAAAAGUUCCAUAGACGAUGAGUCCAGUGUUAGUUGUUCAAUUGCACGUCCGUUGGGCAUUUCACAAGACUUUGGAGAACUUGAAAAUACCAAAUGUUUAGAACUUAAGGAACAAAUGCUUAAACUAAAUUGUGAAAGUGUCGACAAUCUCGCCAAUCUACCAGAUAACAUGACUACCAAAGUCACAGUAAACAAAGCUUCGACGCCUGUUUUAGAAAAACAAAGCCCAGUCGAUUUUGGGACAAGCACUGAAGUAUUUCUAGACGAAAUGGAGGAAAGCAAAGUUGACUUGAACAUAAGUACAGUCAAAAUUCCUUCUAUAUCCAAGCCUGUUCGAAAAAAGACAUCAAAAAGUCCCAAUUCGACUGGUUUCGAGCUUGUAGUAAAACUUGCAAAAUCAGGUAGUGAUCAGAGUUCACAGGAAUCCAAAUCAAGUUUUGACUCAAAAGCAUCUUUAAGUGUUGAAUCAAAAGGAUCAUUUGAAACUGAAAGUAGUUCUGGUUCACUUGGACAAGCUCAGCGUCAAGGUGAGCUUUUACAACAACAGCAACAGCCAACUUGGAAAUCUUUUCCAAUGGAAAGCUCUGGAAGUUCUAGUAUGGAAGAAGCAUUUCCAAAUAUAGACCAUGAAUCAUUUGAAUCUAUUGAUAGUUUUAUUGCUUUAAGAGAUUCUUCUGACAGUGAUUACAAUAAUCAUUUCUUUAAGACCCAAAAAGGAAACGAUAUACAAUGCCAAGAUGAACUUAUCGACUUUCCAACUACAUUUGGUUAUCCAGUCAUGACAAGCAGUCUAAGUGGUAUUGGAAUUAAUCCAACUGACAUAGUAGGCUAUAGUACUGUAUUCGGGACAGGAAGAACACUUUCUCGAAUAUCCGAAAGAAGUACAGCUUCAGAGAAGUCAAGUAUGGAAGAUGAUGUUAGUAAGGCAUCCACACAUUCAGUGAGUAUGCGAGAUGAAUCAGCUGGCUCAACUGAUCAUCAACCAAGUUUAAGUUCAGAUUCUCGCAGCAAUACAAAUAUGGCUUAUAUUUCGGAUGCCGAUAGAAGAACUUCGGCUGAAAUGCCAGAUAUACCUUGUGAUUCAGCUACCGGAGAACGUUUGUCUAGUAUAAGCAGUUUAAAUGAACCCAAGUCAUCAACUGUAAUAACAGGUAGAUUCGCAGUCACUCAAGUAAACGAGGAAACACCUGAAGAACUUGAUAGACAUACUUUAUUAUGUCUUUCGAAUCCUGGCAGCCAAGACUCUGAAGAUUGGCCAUUACCGGAAAUACCUUAUGAUUUUAUGCCUGUUAAGCCAACUGAGCUCAUGUUUAUAGUGCCUGAUUUAGAAAAACCAGUGCCCAAGACAUUUUGUUGGAAAUCUCAAAUGUCUUUCCAAUCUCAAGAUUCUCAAGACUGGCCUUCACCGACAACAAAUGCAGGAGAAUCAUUUGCAGAAAAUUUAGAAUCAUAUUACGAGGGUCAAAGCGAUACAGAAAUUCCUGCUGAAUCCAAUGAUUUGCCCGAGGUUAAUUUAGAAGAUACAAUUAGUCCCAAUAAAAUGUCUUAUAAUUUUACAUCACCUCCCGAUGAAACUAAAGUCUUACCCUACGCAGAAACAAAUUAUUUUAUGACAUCAAGCUUUGAUACAAGAAAGGAAGUGGAUGAAACUUGCUUUUCAACAGUUGAAUACAAUCCACCCACUUGCUUGAGCUCUGUCUCAUUUUUACCAUAUGGGUUUAAUAAUAGCUGCUGCGUAUCUUACAAAUCUGUUCAAGAUACUUCUAUUUUGAAAGAAAAUAAUUCUGAAGGUAUCAUUAUUUCACAACCAACACGUUCCCCACAAAACUGUAGUCCGGUUUCGGUGGAAGAAGCAAAUUCCAAUAAUGAUGAUGUAUUUUUGCCUGGAACAGCAAAGAUUCAAUUAUCACCAGAUGAACAUCAAGGUCGCAAGAAUACUUGUGGUUCAUAUAACUCUGAUACAUCAAUGGAUGAUGUUCUUUCUAUAUCUGGGAUAACAUUACAAGAAGAUCCGAUAACUGUUCGUAGAUGUUACGAUAAACGUUUAAGCACAGGUUCAUAUAGAAAAUGUAGCCAUUCUAGUCAUUCGGAAGAAGAAACAAGUUCCAUUGGAACAGACCUUGAUGGAACAGUUCGCAUGGGCUUGCAAAUGAAAAAGUGCACUCAUAGCUCUCACUCAGAAGAUACUUCAAUUGGCUUAAGUAUAUCCGAAUGGUCAACUGGUACAAAUACUGUACACCAGUAUGCUAAUCUAUCAGGAUCUGAUAGUCUUUCAGCAGUCUCCAAUCAUUCGUUUGGAGUAAAAAGCGAAAAAUCAAAUCAUACUAAAUCCAGUUUAAGUUCAUUUAAUAAAUCUUCUGAAAGCCUUAAUUUAAAAAAUCCUAAUUUCUCUAAUACCAAACAAAUGUGUGUGGAAAAUAAUUCAUCAGAUUUGCGAUACGAUAUACUUUCAAGUUCUGAAACUGACAAAUGCUCAGAUUCUAUCACUAAAAGUGACGAUACAACAUUAACAUUAACAGAAAUGGCUCAAACCGUUACAGAAUGGUCCACUUCAAGCAGUCGGACACUAAAUGCAAAUGGAAGCCAAAAACCAACACCACAAAUACAAGAAAACAAAUCUCGACAAGAUUCUCUUGAAGCUAAAAAUAUGACUUCACCUGGAGAAGCAAAAUGUUCAUUUCCUUUGGGUUAUCAAAGUAAAAAUUCUUCAAAUACAGAAAUCGAUGAUGAAAGUAUAUUCUCAAAAAAUAUCAACGAAAAUAUGGAACAAUCUCAACGUGUUCGAUCUUAUCGUAAUAUUGUCUCGUCGAAAAAAGAUGUUUCUAUGUCAAAAGCUGCUAGAAAACGUCACUCUUUGGAAACUAUGUCGAAACGAUACCAAAGUCAAGAAAUUCCAUCUGAUGGAGACAUUUUUAAUGAGUAUUUAUACCAUCAAAAUGACAAACUAUCAGCUCGUUACCAAAGUCAGGAAUUUAUUCCAAUUCAACCACCUCCAUCGGAAUCAGCAGCAUUCACUCCAAAAGAGUUUUCAAUACCAGAAAAAUCUAUUCUGAAAUAUGACACCCCUUCUGAUCAAACUUUGUCUAGAACACAAAUUAAAAAAUGUAAAACAAACAAAUCAAAUAACUGUCGUUCGUUCCAUGAACAGUUUAUUGCAUUUAAUGAAGCAGCAUGCUCAUGUACAGAAGAAGAUUAUAUAAGUGAAGAUAGUCCUAUAGAUGUCCAACCAACAACAAAUCAAUAUGCAACAUUUAAAGAUAAAUCUUCGCCAACAUUUAAUCGAACUGAUAUCUCAUUUAGAGAUUUACCUGAUUUACCACCACCACCACCCCCUAAUCAAAUUGUAAUUCAAAAGCCUCUAAGAAGGGCAUCAUUAACUCGAACAAAAGUUCUACCAAGCGGCGACGAUACCGAUAGCUGUUUGGAUUUAAGAAAACCAGAACUCGAUGAAAGAUGUCGGGGCUUCCGUAAAAAAAGACCAAUACCAAAAAAACGAACACGCUCGGAUCGUCUUCAUACAGAACAUAAAGAUAUGGAAAGUUCUGAAGAUUAUCUUUCAGAAUAUGAAAUAAGUCAAGAUAGAUCAUGUGAAGACGUCACACAAGAAAUUGAUAAUGAUUUUAAUGAUUAUCAUUCAUAUCAAGAAUUUUUCGGCAUUGAACAACAUGGAAUGAGUUCAAGUAAUGUAGACGAAAUGGGUUUUCCACGAUAUGACCGUUUACAACAGAUAACAAAUCGAAUGUACUCUCAAUCUAGUAACUUUGUACCUUCUAUACCAACAACAUCAUCCAAAAAGCCUUUAAAACCACCUCGACAAAAAGAAAUCCAAUUGAAUCGUGAAGAACCGGAAAUUACAUCAGUAAUUGAAUAUCCAGAAUAUCGAAGAUUGCAAUGUAAAUGUGAUGGUCCAUGUAAUUGCAACGAAACACAUACUCAGCAGAUGUCUGAAGAAAAUGAAGAGGAUUACUUAAAACAAGAAUUUAAUAUUCAAAUUGAUCCACCUGAAAAUAUUGGAAAUGUCUCGGAUUAACUAUGUUAAUUUUUGAUAAUUUUGAAUAUAAACUGUGUUCUAAAAAUGUA
Episyrphus balteatus (marmalade hoverfly) is the source of this 12586-nucleotide messenger RNA. RefSeq lists its product as uncharacterized. The transcript has 11 exons. Gene Ontology annotation, cellular component: cytoskeleton. Bases 750 to 12536 code for a protein of 3928 amino acids. Gene Ontology annotation, molecular function: cytoskeletal protein binding; guanyl-nucleotide exchange factor activity. The record is from RefSeq and is a predicted model, not a curated record. NCBI's taxonomy places the organism in Eukaryota, Metazoa, Arthropoda, Insecta, Diptera, Syrphidae.